AUGUCCCCUGGGCUUGGAGGAAAGUGGUGGAUAGGAGGCCCCGAAGGAUUUAAAAAGGAAUUUGCCAUUACUGCUGUCUUGCCCCCUCUUGUUUCUAAAAUAGGUCCUUACGUAGUGAAGAAAAAUCACAUCCAGGAGCUCUUGACAGGGCCUGUCCGGUCACUAAAGAAGGUGGUGCUGUCUCUGUCCACUGUUAAUAUUUCCUCUGUCAGACCACACUGUGCCCCCUUCCUGGCUACUCUGCACACUGGCUGGCUGGCGUGGCUCCACAGCCGCUCCCUCCAGGCCACCCGGGCCAGGAGGGACCUGCUGGCCACAGUGCUGGGAGGAGGAGGUGCUGGCCUGGGAGUCCUCAACAGCAUGAAUGCUGAGGUCUUGGCAAACAAGCUGGAGACUGUCACCUCAGGAGUGCAGGACCUCCUCAAGCCCCUGAAUUCAUCCCUGUCCAGCCUUGGGAUGGGGCAGUGGCUUGUGUCAGAGGUGCUGCCCACCUGGGAACAAAUAAGUGAGAAAGACCAUCAGGUGCUGCUGCGAGCCCUGGGCAUCGAACAAAGUAACGUCUCUCUUGCUCUCAGCUGCAUCCAGGCCCAGAUGUGGGUGCAGAGUGUCGUUGCAGGCAUCCUGAGAGACGGCGACAACGGCGUCCUGCCCACUGAGAUCCGAAAGAUCGUGUGGGACGCGGCCACAGAGAAGGAGCGGCAGCUCCAAGCCUGGUGGAGGCUCGUCAACUUCACCCACGACCAGACCCUCAACGCAGUCAUUGCCCACGUCCUCACCGUGGCAGAGGCUCGCAUUGAAAAGGUCUACCCCAUCGUGGCCCUGGGGGUAAACACAAACGGGUCCGUGGUCUACCCCCUGGACCACCGCAUGUGGGCCAGGGUGUCUGAUGGGAAGUGGGAGACGGUAGAUUUGGAAGCCUGCAUUUUGGAGAGGGGGCUGGGAUUCAUAUGUGAAGAUGAUGCCCUUAAGGCGAGCGAUGUGUGCUUUGACACCAAAGAAGGGGUGUGCCACUUUGAGAUCAACCCCCAGAGCAGUAACAAAACCGUGCUAGUGUACGUAGGGAAAGGCUGUGUGUGCUUCAGAACAAUGUGUAAAUACGUGCAAAUUAAUGAAGCUUAUAACCAGACUGUGUUUAGCGACUCAAAUAUGUGUGCUUGCAAUGUAGCUACUAUUAGAGGCUGUGAUUUUGUGUAUAAACCACCUGUGUUUACUAGCCAGUUGCUAAUCAGAAACUAUACCUUGUAUCGUAGUAUAACCCCAACCCCCAUCGGUAUGGAUUUAUCCCUUGUAAAAGAAAUGUUAGAGCAUGCAAAUUUGCAGCAGCUGCUAGAAAAUGCCAAGGCUGAAGCUAAAAAGAUCCUAAUAACAGUUCACCACGAUGGUAAAGUUAUAAAACAGGUAAUGGAACGAAUUAGGAGGGCGGGAGAACACCACUGGUGGGAAGUUUUUUUUGGCUGGUCCCCCACGGCCACUGGCAUUUUCAACGCGCUGCUGCACCCCAUUGUAGUUAUACUGCUAAUGCAAAUCUGUGUGUGCUUUGCCAUGGUAGCCACUUGUUACCGGAUGAGGCAGGUGAAACUCUGCUUUGAUAACCAGGUGAAAGGAGCGGGGCUGGCCAAGACCCUCAUGAAAUAGUCAAGGGCAAGACUGGGUUGGCCUCUGUGUUUGCCACCAAGAAGAUCUUUUGGCUCCGCUGUUGGCUGCAACCCAGCAGGUGUUGGGUGGUGGGGACACACGCCAUGCCAGACCUUGAUGAAAGGGAUGGCCUUCUCUGCUACCAGAGGGCCAUCCAGGAGGGGAGGACAGGCCAAGCAGCCUGCAGAUGGCAUGAGCCACAGAAUGGUUGAGGUUG
Sturnus vulgaris (Common starling) is the source of this 1852-nucleotide messenger RNA. Lineage: Eukaryota; Metazoa; Chordata; Aves; Passeriformes; Sturnidae. The record is from RefSeq and is a predicted model, not a curated record.